AUGUCGAACUUGGGAGAGUAUGACAUGGACUUUUACCAAUCUAAUUAUACGAUUGAUAAUCAGGAGCAGAGCUAUAAUGAUUCCAAUGCUUAUGGAAAUCUUUAUGGAUCCAGAGAAACACAAGCCGCUGAGCAGCGUCCACCUUCCUCUUCUGUUCCAGCAGAGAUGCUCCUGUCAUCGAGUUAUGCAGGGCAGCUCUUUCAGCCAGCAUCUAACUCAGACUAUUAUCCACAAUCUCCUUCAGUGGACGGUUUUGAUGAAGAGCCUCCUUUGCUAGAAGAACUUGGAAUUAAUUUUGAUCACAUAUGGCAGAAAACCUUGACGGUGCUAAACCCAAUGAAGCCAGCAGAUGGCAGCAUUAUGAACGAAACAGAUCUCACAGGACCCCUGCUUUUCUGUGUGGCUCUGGGAGCCACAUUGCUUCUGGCAGGAAAAGCCCAGUUUGGUAACGUAUACGGCAUGAGUGCCAUUGGCUGCCUCGGGAUUUACACCUUAUUAAACUUGAUGAGUUCUGCAGGGGUGUCAUAUGGUUGUGUGGCCAGUGUCCUAGGAUACUGUUUGCUCCCCAUGAUCAUCUUGUCCAGCUGUGCCAUCUUCUUUUCAUUGCAGGGCACCUUUGGAACUGUGUCAGCCCUGCUCAUCAUCAUCUGGUGCAGUCUUUCAGCUUCCAAGAUCUUCAUUUCAGCCUUGGCCAUGGAAGGACAACAGCUUCUUGUUGCUUACCCCUGUGCCUUAUUUUACGGACUGUUUGCCCUUCUGACAGUUUUCUAAAGACUACUGAUGUGGCUUUUCAAGAUUCCACUUGCUUGCUGUUCAUAUUUUUUUUGCAAGUGCAUUAGCACUCAAAUUCAGUGAGAUAACUUCUGUUUUAUUGCUGUUGAGAGAAUAUUAAGCAGAGAGACAAAACAGCACUCAAGGAUAGUGCUCUAAUAGCCUGUUUG
Molecule: messenger RNA, 941 nt
Organism: Peromyscus eremicus (cactus mouse)
Lineage: Eukaryota; Metazoa; Chordata; Mammalia; Rodentia; Cricetidae
Gene: Yipf7
Product: Yip1 domain family member 7
Exons: 5
Coding region: 1-771 (256 amino acids)
Biological process (GO): vesicle fusion with Golgi apparatus; endoplasmic reticulum to Golgi vesicle-mediated transport
Cellular component (GO): trans-Golgi network; membrane
Source: RefSeq, a predicted model, not a curated record